Messenger RNA from Portunus trituberculatus (swimming crab), 3851 nucleotides. It is a transcript of the gene Strump, whose product is annotated as WASH complex subunit 5-like. Gene Ontology annotation, biological process: regulation of actin nucleation; actin filament polymerization; endosome fission. The transcript is spliced from 24 exons. NCBI's taxonomy places the organism in Eukaryota, Metazoa, Arthropoda, Malacostraca, Decapoda, Portunidae. Gene Ontology annotation, cellular component: WASH complex; endosome. The record is from RefSeq and is a predicted model, not a curated record. Bases 276 to 3773 code for a protein of 1165 amino acids.
CACGAGUCGCUGCCGCGAUCAUAACAGGGCACGGGGCACGGACUGUUAGUAACAGUGUCAGAACACCACCAAGUCAUGCAGUAGCUGUCGUCACCCCACAGUUAAAGUAUCCUUUGGACAAGUAUUCGAAGCAAUAGUUAUCGAGGGGGCGUGAGUAGCUGCCGGGGUCUUGUGAUUCUUGUGAUAAGUGGGCAGAGGGGCGUUGUUGUAUCACCAGGGAAGAGACAUACACCUGUCACCGCCACUCAGGAAAUGGUUGUACUUUGAGGAAAAAAAUGGAUCUUCUAGCUGAAAAUAAUGUGUGCGGACAAGCUCUGUUGCGGCUGGUGGCAAGGGGAAAUUCUAUUAUUGCAGAAUUGAUGAGGCUUGCUGACUAUGUCCCACAGGUGUUCAGAUUGGAAACUAAGGCAGAACAACAGAAGUAUGGUGAUAUUGUUUUAGAUUUUGCUUAUUUCAAGGCUGCUGAUGGAUUUAACAAGAAAAUAGAAAAUUCAUCUGUUUUGAUGGACAUUGAUGAUGAAAUUCGAGAAAGCCAUAGAAGUAUUCUUGGGAGGAUCUAUUCAGCCUUUGAGAGCAUUCACCGUUAUGUAUCAGACCUGAAUGGUUUCUUGCAAGAUCUUAAUGAGGGAAUCUUUAUUCAGCGAACUUUGGAAAACAUGUUCCUGAUUGAAGAUGGGAAACAACUUAUGUGUGAGGUGUUGUACCUGUAUGGUGUGAUGUUGCUGGUGGUGGACUACCUGUUUCCAGGCCUGGUGAGGGAGAGGAUCAUUGUGGCCCACCACAGGUAUGCUGGACAGAAGGCUUCAAGUGAUACAAACAUUGAUGAUGUUUGUAAACUCCUUAGAUCAACAGGAUAUUCUUCCCUCCCAGGCACCAAAAGGCCUUUGAAUUACCCAGAGGAUUAUUUUAGGAGAGUUGAGCUUCCAGGGAAUUAUAUCAGUCAUGUACUUGGAUACCUAAGAUCAGAUGACAUAUAUCACCAGGUUCAGGCAUAUCCCUCACCAGAACACAGGUCUGCUGCACUAGCCAACCAAGCAGCAAUGCUCUUUGUGUGUCUGUACUUCAGUCCAAACAUUCUCUCCUCACAAACAGCCAAAAUGAGAGAAAUUGUGGACAAGUUUUUUCCAGAUAAUUGGGUUCUCAGUUACUACAUGGGAUUGACAGUAAACCUUAUUGAAGCCUGGGAGCCCUACAAGGCAGCUAAACAGGCCCUCAACAAUACAUUAGAGGCUACCAACAUUAGAGAUCAGGCCACUCGCAUCACUGGCAGGGUGACCAAUCUGUUGAGGCAAACAGAACAGUUGCGGGCAGAUGGAGCACUGUCUGAAGGCCGUGUCCUUGACCAUAGCAAUAAGAUCCUCAACCUGCUAAGGGAGUGUAAUGUGGCACUGCGAUGGGUCAUGCUGCAUGCUGCCUCACUCAGCAGGGGUGGAGCUGAGAGUAACAGGCGCUGUAAAGUUGUACGAGAUCAGGUAGUGGCAGAUCUGCAGUACAACCCCAUGACUGUCUUCCAGCUGCUCCUCAACACUGCCUCCCUGGAGCAUGACCUCACCCAGAUAUACAAGAGACUUGUUUCAGAAAAGGAAGAGAACUGGAACAAAUACUGUACGGAGGCCAAUCAACAGGCUCUUGAACUGUCAGAGGUGUUCUCUGGGAACCGACCACUGGCAAGGGUUGAAAAGAAUGACCGCCUCAACAAGUGGUUCAAAGACAUUGGAGAAGAAAUCCUAAGCCUGAGUCUUGAAGAACCAGGACCUUCAGGGCGAAAGAUAAUCCAGCUCAUCCAGGCCAUGAAGGAUGUAAAGGAGUACCACAGCUUGGAGUCAAGUGCAGGAGUAGUGCAGGCCAUCAAUGAGGUGGUGACGGCUCUCCAGUCCUUAGUGCGAGUAGCAGGGGUCACUGAGGAUGAACUGGUCACUCUUUCCCUCAUCUCAGACCUGUCCUAUGCUUGGGUUUUAGUGGAUGACUACACUCCCAUCAUGCAGGCUGCUGUGAAGAAGGAUCCAUCACAUGUUGCCAGGUUGCGUGCUGUCUUUCUGAAGCUUUCAUCGGGUUUAGAUUUACCUCUGUUGCGCAUCAAUCAGGCUCGAAGUCCAGACCUGAUAUCUGUCUCUGCCUAUUACUCAGGGGAGCUGGUGUCAUAUGUUCGGAAAGUAUUACAGAUUAUUCCAGAGACCAUGUUUGGUCUUCUAGCAAAGAUUAUCAAGCUUCAAACUGAAAAGAUAAAAGAAGUACCAACCAGACUUGAUAAAGACAAGAUGAGAGACUUUGCUCAGCUUCCAGAAAGAUAUCAGAUGGCAGAGCUAAGUCACCGUGUGGCAGUUCUAGCUGAGGGGGUGGCCAUGAUGGAAACAACACUAGUGGGUGUGAUCCAGGUAGACCCUCGUAGGUUAUUGGAAGAUGGUGUAAGACGGGAGCUGGUGCAGCUAGUGGCCAAGAUACUCCAUGAAGGGCUCACCUUCAGCACUAAAGUUAAGAACAGGGGAAGUGAGCUUUACCGGCGACUCACCAUGGUAGGGCAACAGAUGAAUGGUUUCCGCACUUCAUUUGAGUAUAUCCAGGACUAUAUCAGUAUGUAUGGUCUCAAGAUCUGGCAAGAAGAAAUGUCCAGGAUUAUCAACUACAAUGUGGAGCAAGAGUGCAAUCAACUUGUGAAAAAGAAAAUAUCAGAUCAUGAGAGUAUCUACCAGAGUGUGGCAAUCCCCAUCCCAAAGUUUCCACCUGCUGACCCCCAGUCUGUUAACUUUAUUGGCAGACUGGUGAGGGAGAUCCUGCGAAUUACUGACCCUAAAUGCACUGUGUAUGUGGCUCAACUCAGGACGUGGUAUGACAGCAAGAACCACACAGAGGUGCUCUCCAGCUCUGUCAUGGGGACCGUUGAGUCAAGUAUCAGCACAGCUGGCCUCACUGGUGUGGAUAAACUCCUAGCCUUCCUGAUAGUCACAGAACUGCAGGCCUUGGUGGGAGAGGUAGAGAGAGCAUGGAAGAAGGAUGCAACUCUGAAGGAAGCUUUGAAGACAAUGAUGCCUCAGCUCGGACAGAACUCACCUGUUGUAGCUCAGCCAGUGCGGCAGUACACAGGUUGGGCUCAGCGCACAAACAAGCUAUGUACUCUCAUUGUUGACCAUAUCAUGAGAGUUGGACAGAUGCAGAUCCUAAGACUCCAUGCUGCCAGCCGUCUAAACUCCUCAUGCAAAUUUGAUGCCAAAUAUCUUGCUGCAGCACUCACUACCAUGAAUGAGUCUCUGAUGGCAGAUGUAAAACAACACUACACUGAUCCAACCCGUCCUUACCCUGAUGAGGACGGUGCCCUGACCAGUGAGCUGAGUGUCUUUCUGGAAUGGUGUGGCAUGACCCAGCCUCUUGACAGGAUAUAUAUCACAACACAUGCCCUCCCACCUCUUGCACUCCUACUGUUACUCACAGUAGUGUCGCAGUUUUCCAAGAUGCAUCUCUCCAAGCAGAUUGGCGGCCUUGCUAGUAUCCGAGGCAAUGAAGGUGUGGAUGGGGAGCCAUUUGUGGUGGGUCUGGUGACUGUGUUGCGGCAGUACCACCAAGAUCACACUCUGCGCUUCCUGCAGCUUCUGGCCCAGUGCAUUACCUCAUAUAGUGCACACACUGCUGCCAACAAUAUCAACAAAGGUGUGGAUUUACCACAUGAGACACUGACGGGCCUAGCAAUUCUUGAAGAAGUCGCAAAGAAGAUGUCAAUACCAAAGAAGACAUUAUCCCUGUAUGUGCCAAAGCAUCUCAUGGCUGCCCAUAAUGGCUAAGCUCUUUGAUCUGCAAUAGUGUUUGUAUUUUAUAUUAUCUAUAUUAAUAUAGUUUAAUAUAUAUAAAUGAUUUAGAUA